Messenger RNA from Uranotaenia lowii, 3666 nucleotides. RefSeq lists its product as uncharacterized. Lineage: Eukaryota; Metazoa; Arthropoda; Insecta; Diptera; Culicidae. The transcript has 3 exons. The record is from RefSeq and is a predicted model, not a curated record. The coding region runs from base 3196 to 3666 and encodes 156 amino acids.
AAUGUUUAUAAUCUUUAUUCUGUGUUGUUUAGAGUUUUGAUGAAUUCGACCGAAAAAAAAGGAAACAAUACAAACAAAACAACAAAAUUGAAACUCCCAGAACCCAUGCCAUCAGUGGACCAGCGAUUACCGUCUCAACACGCUAAUCACUCGACCACCGAGACGUACGAUGUAUUGCAUAUCUUUAUAUCUCUUUUCCUAAUUGGUUCUGAUGGAAUAAGUAAUGCAAUGCUGGUUUCUGCGGUUUUCGUCACUUCAGUGAGAUCUUUUAAUAGCUACCCCCUAAACUAGCGAUUGCUAGUUCCACCAGCGAUUGUCAAUAAGCAAAUUGCGCAAUCGUAGGUUUCACCACCUCCCCCAAUUUGCCGAUUGAGAUUUUUUAAUAGCUUCGUUGACUUCUUCUAGCCAUCGGAAAUCGGCAAGCGCAUGCUGAACACAGAGUUGCUGUAUAUUGCAAGAAGAGCUCGGGGUUUUUCUCACGAACUCGAUUCUCAAAAGCUGUUGUCCUUGGCUCUAGCGUCAGCAAUGAGUUGAGGCUGGUAACUGACUUUUGCCUUAACAACCUUCCCCUGAGGUGCCAGAAUGCCCUUCCAGCAGAUGAAUGUGAGUUCACACAUUCUGACCUCAGCUUAGCCCUUUCCGUGACAAGCUGCCCUCCUAGUUCAUCCACCAUUCGACCUCUGCGCUGACCAAUCCCGAUUUCGGACAACGAGAGUCCUCCUUCCGGCCUUCGAAAAUCAACUCACGCUGCAUCGUGAGUAAUCCUCUCGGAACUAGCCUUCCUCUUUGCUGACGAUCCUCUGCGCCACUAACUCUAGCAUUGGUUGGUCCCCUCCGUAGAGUGGCUCCUCUGGCUGGCAGACUCCUCUGCGCUGGUUGCUACCAAACAUGUUAACCGCGAAUUUCUUGAGAGUACUUUCUCGAUCAAACCCUUUUUCCACUUCCAGACGUAUCGGGGCCUACAACCUGUUGAAAUGAGUUAUUCGACGCCGGUUUCAGUGUUGGAAUAAACUAACAUACUUACUUACUUACUUACUUCUUACUGAAUGGUCCCGCGUCGAUUCUCCGGCGCAUAGGAUCAUGGUAAAAGCGUCUUCACUUGGUCCCAGUCAAGUUUCUCGUCGAAUGUUCAGAUUUCGGCGACUGGGCUACGCCGCCAAAAGUUUCUGGGUCUGCCUUUCCUUCGAUGUCCAAGCGCCUCUCUGCAAAUCUCGUUCUCAUCUCUUCGCAGCGUGUGCUCAAUCCAUCUUAACUUACGUUCCCGCAUCUCGAUUUCUAGUGCUCUUUGAUGACACCGGCGAUGUUGUUCUUCAUGUGUGAUCCAGUUACCGGGCCACCAAGCACGUAUGAUACUCCGCAGUCAGUGAUUCACAAAAACUUGCAGUUUUGGCGUCGUCGCCGCACAUUUGCACCAAGUUUCACACCCGCACAACAAUACUGAUUUGACGUGUGAGUUGAAGAUUCGGAUUUUCGUUCGUAGAUAGAUCUGGCGUGACCACCAUGACAUGUUUCUGAGACUCGCAAACGCAUAUCGGGCUUUUCUGAUCCGGGUUUCGAUGCCCUUCUUGGUACCACCAUCAGGCGUUAUCUGGCUAUCAAGAUACUGGAAGCACUCCACUUUCUCAACUUGUUGCCCAGCUACCACGAAAUUGGAAGGAUUUACUGUGUUGAUUUACAUCGACUUGGUCUUUCCGACACUGAUUUUGAGACCUGCUGUCUUGGAGCUUUCGGUGAAGGUUGUCGGGUUGGCUCUGGAUGUUUUGUUGUCUUUGGGCAAGCAAAACAAUAUUGUUUUCCAGGUCAAAGUCGUUCAGUUGCUCCAUUGUCGAAUAAAGUUGUUAGAAUAUUGUAAAUUCUUAAGUCACUACUUCAGUAAGGUCGUUACAGAGCUACUUUCUAUACUAGCGAUUGCUAGUUCCACCAGCGAUCGUCAAUAUGCGAAUCGGGGGUUUCAACAAGUUCAUAUUAUUGAAAUGCUUCAAAAACUAUAUUGAGUCCAAAAAAUGAAGCAUAUGUGUGUCAUAAGUACAAUUCUCCUUGGAUAACAACCAAAUUUUCUGGGAUUGUAAUUCAUGCAGUUUUGAAAAUUUUUACUUAAUGUAGUUUUGAUUUCAUUUAAACCGAUCCAGGAUUGAAAUAGUUUAUAUACCAAAAUUUACAGACUUGUACUGGGAAAUGACAGACUUUUUUUUGUCAAAACCUCGGACAAUUGUGUCCCUGCAUCCAAACUUUUCGAUUAAUUUAAAUUUAAAAUCGGCGUUAUUGGUCGAAUACCUUCUUCUUAAAGAUCCAAAAAAAUUCCCUACCUUAUUCGAAAGAAGAAAAAAACCCAACCGAACAACCGUGAACAUCAAUCAGCCAAGCUUAAUUGGAAAGCAAUUCAUUCGUUUAAUUUUUAACCUUAGCUCAGGGAUCCCGGGAUCUUAAAAAGUGUACAGAAUGGGUCGAACAAAGGUGAACCCUAAACAAGCGGCUGCCUGCAGCUAGCUUUCUGAGGGGCCGGCCAGUUUGUUUGAAUUCACGGCAGAAACCCCUUGUCAUUUCCGUGGAUGUGGGUGUGGGUCGGUUUGGCACGAGUAUGUCUGUGUAUGCGUGUGUUUGGGAAUUUAAAAGUUACCAGCAGCAGCAGCAGGAGAUUUGCUUUUUACGGUUCAACACUUUGGACAAAGUGUAACAACAGGAUUCUUUGUUUUGUGCCGAGCAAUCCCUACAAGCAAGUGGAAAAAGGUAACCCCUUUUGUGGCCAACCGGAGGCCAUUGGGUCACUUGGAAAAUAAGACAUUAAAAUUUAAUUACGAGUCCACAGAAUAUAAAACCAUCCUCCGUUUUGUUGGGGGCACAAUGAUAUUCCAAAACGGUAUCCCAGCAGAAGCAUUGAAUUAUUAAGGCUGGGUCUAGAUGGUUCUCUAGCAGCUUUCGGACGUUUUGGACUAUAAUUAGGUCGUCCUGAGAACAACCUGAUCUGUAUCUUUUCGGGAUUGCGAUUGCAGCCGACAAACUUUUAGGAAAAUUAAACGAACCCCUUUUUUUCUUUCAAAUUUUCCUCCAUUCUAACGUUUGUUUAUUCUCUUUUCUUUCCCAGGUGAAGUCGAGCGAUUGCUCCGGGAACAUCAGCAAAAUCAGGAGCUGGUGGACAAGAUCGGUAGCAACUUCUACCAGAUCAUCUACCCGGUGCAGCUGCGGCACCACGAGAAGAUGGGAAUCUCGACGCGUGAAGUCGGCGCACCAAAGGUACGCUAUCGCACCAGAACGUCAUCAAGCUCAUCGACCUCGUCCUGGCCCUCUAGUUCGAGUUCUUACUCCCCAUCCCUAGACCCAUCUUUUACCUCAUCUUCAUCAUCAUCAUCAUCCCUCUCUCAAAAUGCAAUCCAUAACAAGUCAAGUGACAGCUACCAAAACAACAACAACAACAACAACUACAUCAUGAAUAAAAACAACAACAACAACAACAGAACCAACACCUCCACACGUACACGAAAAUCCUACCAGAAUGACGCGGUGAUGGGUGACGAUUAUCAUGAUAGGAUGUUUCCAGGUCGAUUCCCGGAUAGCGGUGGCUAUUCUGGGAGCAGCGGCAGCCGAGGACGUUCGAGGAGCACUCGGUUUCUGGUGCAGUAUCAGCCUAGAAUGUUUUCAUUCUGGUUCUAUUUGACCAUUCUGACCUAA